GAUCUAGCAAAUCGUUAAAGUGGAAGUGUCGUCUUCGUUGCACGCGCAAUAUUUAUUUGGGAGUUCUACUUACCUACCUGAUGUGAUUACACAAAUUUUGUUGUAUAGACAUAAUAAAAUUAAAAAUUUUAUAGUCAAAAAUGUUUCGCUUAACCAAAUAUGUUACACCUGCGCUUUCGCGUGCUUUGAAAGACAAUUCUCACCAGAAUAAAAUGCUCAUAGUAAUACAUGGACAGAGGUUGUUUUCUAAUACAAUUGAUGAAAAAUUUGCCCUUAAGCAUGAAGAUAUUGGGCGGCCUCUCUAUUUUGAUGCUCAAGCAACAACACCUAUGGAUCCUAGAGUACUUGAUGCUAUGCUUCCCUACCUAGUCAGUUACCAUGGAAAUCCUCAUUCCCGAACCCAUGCUUAUGGGUGGGAAAGUGAGGCAGCAGUAGAAAAAGCCAGAGAACAAGUGGCUCAGUUGAUUGGAGCUGACCCAAAAGAGAUAAUAUUUACUUCAGGAGCAACAGAGUCUAACAACAUAUCUGUAAAAGGUGUUGCACGGUUUUAUGCACCAAGGAAGAAGCAUGUUGUCACCACACAAAUUGAACAUAAAUGUGUUUUGGACUCAUGUCGAGCUUUAGAAGGAGAAGGCUUCAAAGUAACUUACUUACCUGUACACAGCAAUGGCAUAAUUGACCUAAAGGAAUUAGAAAAUGCACUGACACCUGAAACAAGUCUGGUCUCCAUUAUGACAGUGAACAAUGAAAUAGGUGUACAACAACCAAUCGCUGAAAUCGGAGCUAUCUGUAAAAGUAAAAAGAUAUUUUUUCACACUGAUGCAGCACAGGCAGUUGGAAAAAUUCACCUGGAUGUAAAUAAAAUGAAUAUUGAUUUGAUGUCAAUAUCUGGUCACAAAUUGUAUGGUCCUAAGGGCGUCGGCGCGCUGUUUAUCAGGCGAAGACCUCGAGUGCGAGUUGAACCCAUACAAAGUGGAGGAGGGCAAGAAAGAGGCAUGAGGAGUGGUACAGUCCCUACUCCUCUAGUUGUUGGAUUAGGUGCAGCUUGCGAACUGGCGGAGCGUGAAAUGGCGUACGAUCAUGCUUGGAUCGAGAAAUUAGCCCAGAGAUUCUUGGAUAAAAUAAACUCUAGACUUUCACAUGUCAUACGAAAUGGAGAUCCAAAAGAAACAUAUUUAGGCUGUAUAAAUCUGUCCUUUGCUUUUGUUGAAGGAGAAUCAUUGUUAAUGGCAUUGAAAGAUGUGGCAUUAUCUAGUGGAUCUGCGUGUACAUCAGCAUCACUUGAACCUUCAUACGUAUUGCGAGCAAUAGGAACUGAUGAAGACUUAGCUCAUAGCUCAAUCAGAUUUGGUUUGGGAAGAUUUACGACAGAAGACGAAGUAGACUACACAGCUGAAAAAACAAUAAGACAUGUGGAGAGGCUUCGGGAAAUGAGUCCCUUGUGGGAGAUGGUACAAGAAGGUGUAGAUAUUAAAACAAUACAAUGGUCACAGCAUUAAUAAUGUAAUAUAAUAUUUUAAAAAAAGAUAUCCAAUAAGGAACAAAAAUUAUGACUUAUUUUAAAGAGGAUCUGGUGAGAAUACGUAUAUAACUAUUGAUAACUUAUAAUGAGAUUUUGUUCAUGUCCCUUUAUAGGACAAUAAAAAUUUAUAUUAAUCAAGAUGACAAUGUGAUAAAAAAUUGAGCAAGGAAAGAUAAUUGUUGAACAAAAUAAGUGAUAACAUGUGUAGCAGUCUUUUGUUUAUAAUAUUAUCAUGGUAGAAUUGUGAAAUGAUGAAACUAUGUCAAAAUAUUUUAAACUGUUCAAUUUAUUUAUGAAUACAUAUUAUUAGAUUAUGUAUUAUUGAGCGUAUAUAUUAUUUUUUGUUAAUAAAUAAAGGCUGCUUUUAUGUAAA
Molecule: messenger RNA, 1895 nt
Organism: Plodia interpunctella (Indianmeal moth)
Lineage: Eukaryota; Metazoa; Arthropoda; Insecta; Lepidoptera; Pyralidae
Gene: Nfs1
Product: Nfs1 cysteine desulfurase
Exons: 8
Coding region: 141-1499 (452 amino acids)
Biological process (GO): [2Fe-2S] cluster assembly
Cellular component (GO): mitochondrion; nucleus; cytosol
Molecular function (GO): cysteine desulfurase activity; pyridoxal phosphate binding
Source: RefSeq, a predicted model, not a curated record